Molecule: messenger RNA, 3627 nt
Organism: Talaromyces proteolyticus
Lineage: Eukaryota; Fungi; Ascomycota; Eurotiomycetes; Eurotiales; Trichocomaceae
Exons: 3
Coding region: 1-3627 (1208 amino acids)
Biological process (GO): regulation of transcription by RNA polymerase II
Cellular component (GO): nucleus
Molecular function (GO): DNA-binding transcription factor activity, RNA polymerase II-specific
Source: RefSeq, a predicted model, not a curated record
AUGCUGGAACCUGCUCAUCUCAGGAGGGCCUCUUGGUUCCAUCCAGUGGGAAACACAACACCUGUGUGCCUGACACAGACAAUCCCCCCUGAUCAGAAUGCCACUGUGCUUAUGUUGGGGUGUGGGGAUAUAAGAAAUGUGCUGUUUACAAUAUACUCAGAUCUGAAUAACCGUCGCAUCGACUUUACAUGCUGCGAUAUUGAAUAUGAGAUUAUUGCGCGCAAUGUCAUGCUCUACACGCUUCUCUUACAUAAAAACAAUAGCGAAGUCUAUAAAAACAUCUUCAGCAUCUACUACGACGUCAUGAUCAACGACGCCGCCUUGAAAAUGCUACGUUGGCAAGCCAGACGCUUAUGCCAGAUUGCUUCGUCAGCACAGGGUUGGAACGCAAGCCCGUAUGCGAAAUACAUUCGUUUUCUCGACGGACCCACACUUUGGAAUUGCCUACAGAUGUGGAAAACCUACUGCACGAGUCCGAUCAAUGGAAACAAGUAUUUGGAGGUACAGAACGGGCUUCGACGGGGCAUCGCCACAGCACAAGAUCUACAAUCCUUUUUCGUUGAGGAUCGCAAGUCAUAUUAUGGGAUCAAGGCUACGGCGCCGGUAUCUUUAUAUACGACUGAGGUAAUGGCGCUUCGAUACGGCUAUUACUGGCAUCGAGGCACCACAAAGCUCAGUGAUCCACCCUCAACGCCGUUGAGAAAGGGGCGUGUCCAUAUGAACCCAAUGUUUGCGACGGGGCGACCAGAGCUGUUGAUGCACUACGGUACCGAUCCUUACAGUUCAAUGCACAGUUCAAUCGCAUUUAUGUCGUUGACAAAGAAUUCACCGCUUGAGCCUAUCGGAGCGAGUAACUUUGAUCGACUGUACGAUGCCGCGUUUACUCAAUUCAAGGCCUAUGCGGAGGUGUUCCGAGCGAACAGCCACAAUAUCUCUAUUCGUGUUGCAAGUGCCGAUGCAAUCGCCUUUUGUCAUGCGCUCCAGCGUUUUGCAAACUUGGGAGACCCCAAGAAUUCAGGAUGGUAUCGCCGUGGUUGGGGGUUUGAGCCUAUGACGCUGGGGUAUAUGAGACCUGGAGAUCAUGCGUCGUUUGAUGUCAUUGAUACCUCCAAUCUAGCGGAUCAUAUUGGCUGCUUGAACCUGAUUUCUGCUGCUUCUCCCUUGCUCAGGCCAAGCCACACAUCGACUUUACGAGUUGAGACGGCCAUCAUUCGCGACAGGCAAGGUCCAGAAAGCGGUACUGAUAUUCUGGGAGGCCACUUUGCUGCUAUGUCGUCUAUAUUUAGUCUGAAUUGUAUACAGUUUUGGACGCAGAAUAGUAACACGCCUAUCUUCCCUGAGCACAUACUUGCAGAUCUCCCUAGAAGCGACUUUUAUAGCCAAUCUGUGUACUGUCGUUACGCCAUCGAGUGGCGGCAUAUGGGAGUUGAGAAUAAGUUGAGGAUGGAAGAAGAGGACCUGGCGCAGCUCAUUGCGGCAGUUUAUGCGCAGAUGUUUGGUGAUGAGGAUCCCGAGAGCUUUAAGCCUCGAAGACACAGGUACCAGCAGUACACUCGCGCUAGCUUCGCGGCCGUUGUGGGUGCAAUUAAGAAGGCUGUCCAGUUCUCAGACUGGGAUGAGAUUCUUCAAGACUUGAUGGAUAUUAUCAAGGAGAAUAACACGCUUGAUGCUAGGUACAAGGAGGAUUUGUACUUGCAACUACACCUUCAAGGUUUGUACACAGAAGAACGCUUUCGUCCUCUUGUCUCCUUCUUGGAUAAUUUCCAGGAGAUGACUGGGUUAAUGUCUGAAUGGACCUAUAUUCCAUCCACCGUCUGUUUAACUAUGGUCAUUCCAAGGGGAAAUCUAAGCUAUUUAGAAGAACAUUUCCCAUCGACAGCUCUCAUUGGGCAGAUAUGUUUAAUGACUAAAAAUAUCUACAACCUCUCAAAGUAUGAUUGCUUUCAGAGCGUGCAGCUGUGUUUCGGUACCGUCAAUGCAAUAGGGAAGUGCUUCACUGAUGAAUACACUGUUAAUGUGGACGCCGAUCGUACCGGCAAAAGCUGGGAGGGAACCAGCGAUCUCGUUGCUUCUGUCAUCAUCCCGAGUUGGAAACUGCUCGAGCAUCCUGGUUUGGAUUUUGACGUUGCUUUUGCUCUUCGAGAAACGACAGACUCUCAGGAGGCACUGAAGAAGGAAUUUGGAAGAGACAUGAUCAUUUUCCGUGACCGUGUUAGCGGAGAAAGCGUCUUCCUAACUGGACAGCAGCCUCACAUGUCUGGGACGAUGUGGGUUCCAAAUUUGAAUCCAGUCGCGAGUCAUUCGAACCCACCGAUUCAGUUCCAACCGCGCUACUAUGAAAGGGACCUGACUGGGAAUCAUGAUUAUUUUCGGCCAGAUCUGGAUACUUCUAUUGAAACCCCGGCACGUACGCUAGUGAACGACACGCCCAUCUUGGUUAAAUGCAUUUCUGCAUUUCAACACAUCAUACAAGCGCCAGGGUGGAAUUCUGGGGAAAAGACUGAAGUCGAACUCUUCCUCCCCAUGCCAGUGAUCAGCGAGAUAUCCAGCUCUGAGCCUAUACGUCCAGUGUGUGGAAAGCUGACAUAUUCGGCAUACAUGUCUACUGUAGAAUGGCUGUUCAAGCAGCCCAACACGUUAUUCCCAGUGUUCUUGGACCAGGGGAAGCCAAUUUUACAAAAUCUACAUUACAUCAACCUCGACAAACUGCCUAUUUUGAGCCUGUCACAGAAUUACAACUAUGCAUGGCUUCAAGACCAUAUCACGUCCACCAUGUCCUACAAAGAACAAGUCGCCAAUCACAAAAAGUCCCUGCAAAAACGCCGUGCUCUCUGCGACGUGCGAGUGCGCUUCAAAAACUCACUUUUCCAUAUCUUCCAAGUCUUCCUCCAAUACCGUCCUGCGCGCGUUCCAUUUGUCAUUUCCAACAAGACAGAGGGUCUAGUAUAUUUAAUCUGCCCAUCCAACCUUCGUCUCGACCUAUCCAACAAAACAAUCGUUCUCGACUGCAUUGUCGCCCAUCUCAACAAACAAAGCCUGCCAUACCUCCGUCCCUGGCUCGAAGGCCCCUCAGCCCGAGAAUUCGAACGGAUAAAAGUCAGAGACGACGAGCUGCUGAUAUGGAAACACACUCUCCCCGCCUUUGCCGAGCGCUGUCGCACUUGGUGCCAUACGGCAGAUUGUGAGUACCAAUCCGUAAAGAAAAUCCCGCCGUCGACGGAAAUAAUGCAGCCCGGGGCGUUUUGUUCCUGCGCAUACGCGUUUUCACGAGAUUCGAGCUAUGAUUUGGGUGAUGAGCAGAUAUGGUCGUGUGUACGGCCCCAUGCGGUGCGCGUGGCAUUGACACUUCCCUUCCCAUUCCCGUUUGGGCCAGCGAAUGUCGGCUCGGAUGUUGAGAUGUGGGAGAAGUGCGUUAAGCCGAGGAUGGCGAAGCAUCCCAUGCACGGGAAAGCAAGGGAUGUUAGAUGGUGUCUUUCCUGUGGGCGAACAGAGGAUAAGGAGAAGGUCGAGUUGGAGGUGUGUGGUGGUUGUAAGAAGGUGUGGUAUUGUUCGGAGAUAUGUGUUCAUUGGGAUUGGUACUACGGGGGUCAUAAAUUGUCCUGUCGUCGAUUGAGGAAAUCGUCUUGA